Molecule: messenger RNA, 1374 nt
Organism: Cuscuta epithymum
Lineage: Eukaryota; Viridiplantae; Streptophyta; Magnoliopsida; Solanales; Convolvulaceae
Source: the annotation of a GenBank genome assembly
AAAAUACAUCAACACACCACCCUCACUGCAAUAACAACAACACUAUAUAAUUUGCCUUACUGCUCAUAACAUACCCCCUCGUGAAUUCUCAGCCGUUGAUUUGGGUUCUGGCCUUGCUGCUCAAUCUCAUCAUCAGCCAUGGAUAUGAAAGGGGAUGGUAGUGUUUGUGUGAUGGAUGCUGCAGGGUGUGUGGGCUCCACUCUGGUGAGGUGCCUUCUGCUCCGAGGCUACGCGGUUCAUGCUGCUAUGCAGACCCAUGAUGAUGAUUUGAUAGAAUCCUGGAAGAGGGAAUAUGCUGCAGAAAUCAGCAACAGCAAAUUGAAAGUUUUCCAAACUGACCUCUUGGAUUACCACAGCAUAUUGAAGGCAAUGAAGGGAUGUUAUGGUUUAUUUUACUCUUUUGAGCCACCAUCUGAUUAUGCUACUUACAAUGAAUUCAUGGGAGAAAUUGAGGUGAGAGCGGCACACAACGUGGUGGAAGCUUGUGCACACACAACCACCAUAGACAAAAUAGUUUUCACAUCCUCAGCCACAGCAGUGGUAUGGGCCCAGGAUUCCGUCCACCCUCUUGACGAAAGGAACUGGAGCGACAUCAGCUUCUGCAAGAACUUUAAGUUGUGGCACAGCCUGUCAAAGACAGUGGCAGAAAAGGCAGCUUGGGCGUUGGCAAUGGACAGAGAGGUAAACAUGGUGUCAAUUAAUGGAGGUUUAUUGAUCAGGCCAGGUUUGAGCAUGAAAGAUCCAUACCUGAAAGGGGCAGCAGAGAUGUACGAAGGGGGCUUUUUGGUAGCAGUAGAUUUAGGGUUCUUGGUUGAUGCUCACAUUUGUGUCUUUGAGGACGUCUCAUCUUACGGAAGAUACCUAUGCUUCAAUCAUGUUAUAAAUAGCAGCCAAGGCACUACUAAGCUUGCCAAAAUGUUUUUAUCAAUAGACCCUACACAACAUCAUCUAUCUCCGGACUCUAUUCAAAGCAUGGAAAGUGAGGAUGAUAUAGUAUAUCAGCAAAGCAUAAGCAACCAGAAACUAAGCAAGCUCAUGUUAGGCUUUGAGAGUGAAACACUACAAAUGCAUGUAUAAGGGGAAAAGGACAUAAAGGCUAAAUAAACCGGCAUGAAAGUUCUACGGUUUGAUCCACCAAACACAGCAAAUGACAAGUGAUGAGAAUCUUUCAUGAUAAAGAAACCUAGAAACUCUCAUACACAGUUAUAUAUUGACACAGCCAAAUUUCAUCACAUACAGGAUUAUUAUUUCUUCUUUUUUACAACAAAAAAAAAAGGAAAUGGAAACAUCAUUUGAUGAAACUUGGGUAUCCCUUGCAAUGUAUUUCACCACACUUCCCAUAACUGUAUAUGUAAUUUUGAAUCUUAUUUGGUG